CUCCUUGCUUUUUGUUUAUUUGCUUUUAGUUUUCUCUUGGGUGCCAAAGAGACAGGUUUAGAGACAAGGGAGGCCCGAAGACACUGAGCUCUUCUGAGGGAGUUGGUAACCUAAUAAAAGGGAUUAUUAAUAGCCAUAUCCGGUUAAUUGAUGAAUCAUAGAUUGAAUUAUAUAAAUAAAGAGCAUCAUAAUAUCGUUAUCGGUUAGAUUAAUAAAUCAUAGAUUAAAUAACAUAAAUAAAGAUCAUAAUUGCAAUAUCCGUUAAUUUGAUAAAUCAAAAAUUUAAUAAUAUGAAUAAAAAAGGAUCAUAAUUAUAAUAUCCGUUGAAUUAAUAAAUCAAAGAUUGAAUAAUAUAAAUUUAAAAAGAUCAUACUUGCACUAUCGCUUAAAUUUAUUAACAAUAGUUUGAAUGAUAUAAGAAUGGAAAGCAUUGUAUACGAGUGGGCGAUGGGGUUGACGCGUCGACACAAGGUGUUCAGUCACAGCCAACCCCUCAAAAAGGAACAUUUUUUCAACUUGACGAGGGACAGUAACCUGCAGCCCAGCCUCGCCUUCCUCGUGCGUCACGUCCGCCCCCCGGGGGAACGCAGGCUCAUAAAGCUCAAUUUGAAGCAUGCGAAGCUCAGGAAAAAGUUGACUGGGGAUGAAGGAGAGACGGCAUCACCCACAGAGGAGAGACUGCGACUAAAGACCUCCAUUGUAGACGCUGGGGUUGAUAUUUCAGCGGAAAGGAUGGAGCUCCAGCAGCUCAAUCAGAGGAAUGAGGAGGUGCGCCACAGAGAGGUCGAAGUCCGACGCAGGACCGCUCUGCUGAAGGUGGCUCAGGAGGAGAGAGAGAAGGAGGUCGAGCACUGCAAACUGUGGCGGACGCAGCUCUCUCUUUUAGUGGAGGAUUUGCCUUGUGCUGAAGAAGGCCGGUCCCUUGUAGAUAUUAACCUGCAGAAACAACUGCAAGCAAAUUUGUUGGAAUUAGAAGAACUCCGUCGCGCAAUCAUCAGAGGGCACCUGAGCUCCCCGGAUCGCAUCCACGGACACAAGUUACAUGUCUGGGAACACAUCGGAGAUACGAUGGCAACUUGGGAACCCAGAAUGCUGCUUGGGGCCGCCUUGAGUAAUGUGCGGGAAGCUACGAGGAACCUGCACAUCCAAGUCCAGAAUAUUGACUUGAUGAAAGACGCACAGAUGCUUAGAUUGAAAUGUGAGAAGGACGGCACCUUCAUCGACGACAUCAACCCUGGUGGUCUGAUCGAGUCGGUGCGAGAACUCCUGGCUCAUAUGAGUGCGGCUCACGUCAGGCUGUAUGUCGAAGCCCACCAGGCCCACCGAGCAGCGCUGUCCCUCUCUCGCGCUCUCAAGACCCUUCAGAGUGAUAUAGUCGCUGCUGCUGAGAAAACCUACACAGAAGAUGGCGUUGCAGCUGCUGUAAUAAAUGUUGCGAGCGAGAGCAUCAGUGCAUUUGGCGAGAGAGCCGCUGCCAGCUGUGCCGAGCAGUUGACGGUGUCUGUGCAGGAAAGAGCCAAUGCUGCAGAGAAGGCGAGGGAUGCUCUGAGGGCCAAACACGCUCAGAUCAUCAGCUUCAACAAGGAAGUCCAAGAUGGAGUCGAGAGUAUCCAGUGCCUAGCCAUGUGUGUGGGUGAUGGCCAGCAGAUAAUCAAGGAGAAACUGAGAGAAAUACAAACUACAAUUGAUAAGGCUGUUGGAGCCAUGGCACGCCCCACACCUGUCACCAGAAAUUGCCUGGGAGAGGAGUGUGAGGCGUUCCUGGCGGUGCCACUGACACAGCUCCUCACUACCAAAAUGGGAGGGUCCGGAUUGCAGAAGAAGGCGGACCUAUCGACGACUCCCCUGGUGUGGCAUGAGCAGUCCGUGAGCCAGCCAGGUUGGGAGGCCAUGUGGUACCUCUGUAGUGCCUUGCUGUCAUGGGAGGGAGUCUUCAACGAGGUCUGUGCCAAGCAGACUCAAACGGCAUGCAUUCACAAGCAGAUGGAUCACUUUGCUUUCACAAAGGCAGCGAUGCACACCUCUCGGAAGGAUAAAAGCACUCUGACAAUGCAGAUUAUGAAAGAAAUAACAGAGAGAGUCGAAGCAAGUGACAGCCAUUUGGAGAGAGACAUAACCGCUCGAGCGUCCAAGUGUGAGAACCAGGUUGCCCAGGGCGUGCAGCUCAUCGCCAAGGUUAAUCAGCAGCUCUCAGAUUGGUGGGAGCAGCCAGCUAAAAACAUUACUAUGUAAGAAAAGACAUAUAUAUGUUGAUUUUUUCCCAGUACACAUAAGACAUUUUUGAGAUUAUUAUUUUUUGUUGAAAGUAUUAGUGGGUGUGGUAUGCUUGAAUUAUUUUUAGUGCUGUUAUAUUUUUCUUGCAUAUAUUCUCUUGGGCAAAUGACAAGAAAUAAAUGGUUGAUUUCAAAAUACACACUGUUUUACCCCUGUAUUUCAUAAAAAGGUAUAUUUUCAUAUUUUAAAUAGAAAUAUCAUUAUCAUUAUGUUUCGCAAUUUGAUUAUUAAAUUUGUUACACACUUAAGAAGAAAAAAAUCAGUUAUAUGAAUUUUAUCGACCUUGUUUCUAAAUGAUAUAAUUUAAACUACAAAUUACAUUUACAGUUUAUGUGCAGGGCUAUGGAACGGAGCGGGUUGGCGUUUGCAGGAAUAAUAAAAAAGAAAUAGUUAUCUGAAUUUCCAUGUUAGGAGAAUAACAUCCGUAGAGCGAGUAACAUUGGCCUGAAAUAGACAAAAAGUAUAUUUGGUACUCUUACUAUA
Penaeus vannamei (Pacific white shrimp) is the source of this 2757-nucleotide messenger RNA. RefSeq lists its product as uncharacterized. The record is from RefSeq and is a predicted model, not a curated record. Lineage: Eukaryota; Metazoa; Arthropoda; Malacostraca; Decapoda; Penaeidae. Gene Ontology annotation, cellular component: centrosome; HAUS complex. Gene Ontology annotation, biological process: spindle assembly; centrosome cycle.